Messenger RNA from Dendrobium catenatum, 501 nucleotides. RefSeq lists its product as uncharacterized. Lineage: Eukaryota; Viridiplantae; Streptophyta; Magnoliopsida; Asparagales; Orchidaceae. The coding region runs from base 1 to 501 and encodes 166 amino acids. The record is from RefSeq and is a predicted model, not a curated record. The transcript has a single exon.
AUGUUUGAGGAUGUCUGGGUGUCUUACCCAGCAUCUAUUACAGUAGUGCGAAGGUAUUGGGGUAAAUCUCUGGAUGGCAAUCUAAUGGAGGUUCUGAAUAUAAAAUUUCAGAGGUCAUUGAGAUCUUUAUACUUCUGGAGUAAAGUGAAAGUUUAUGAUUUAUCUAGACUUAAAGAAAAGUUUAAAAAGGAGAUAGCUGAUCUUCAGUUAGAGGAAGCUAAUGAUGGUUGUUUAUCUGAUGAAAAGCUCAUGGUUCUGAGGUCAAAGGUUAAUGAGUUUAAUACAACUCUGGAUCAGUUGAACACCUGGUUGAGAAAAAGGGCAAAGGUUAAAUGGUUAGAAGAUGGUGAUAAGAAUUCCAUGUUCUUUCAUAUAGUUGUAAAUGGUAGGAGGAAUGAAAAUUUUAUUAAUCAAGUGGAUGAAGAGGGUAAUAUGGUUGAUGAUCCAAAGAGUGUUGAAGAAAUCUUUUUCAAAGCCUUCUCAAACAAUUGGAGGGAAUGA